AUGUGCUCAGAUUCUGGAACAGUGAUUGAGGAAAGCGAUCUAGCGGACCACUUCAGCCUUCAGGAAAAGUCUCAUGCACAAGUAACCUCGUCUGAGCCGUCUUCUGCUUCGAUUCAAGACUCGGCUCUAUGGUCCCCCAGUCCGCUCUAUCCUGGAUUAGUCACCUCGCCUUCUUUGAAGUUUCAUUCGCACUUGCAACCAUACCCAAGCGGUAUAAGUGCCAGUCCUUCAACUGUAAUGAAUAGGCAGAUGGUCGAGGAGGCCAACUUUCUUGCGUCAUUCAUUCCUCAGUCAAGUCAUGGUACAUCUUUCCGUGACCCCUUCGACUCGCCGCAAUUGAAGGCUCAAGAUAAUCCGGAAGGUCAGAAUUGGGAAGCGAUUCUUCGAGACAGAGAGUCCAUUCCGACUCCUCUCAAAGAAGUGCUUUCUACAAGGUAUGAUCCUUAUGAUCCACCGUACGGUGUAGCGCAAUCUCCAGGCUCAUCGCAUGGAGAUUUCCAAGAUAUGGAAGCCCGCCGCCUAGAAACCAUCAUUUUAUCAACUGUAUCAGAUUCUCAGGCGCUGCAGCAAGGAAAUGCCACCGAUCAUGGUGACCUAAAAUGGGAAGAUGCUAUCCGAAAGAAGCAUCGUGUCAACUUUUCCAAGUAUCCAACGUCCCUAAAAGACUCCGAAAGUGAACGGGAGGCAUCGAGUCCUACUUAUCAGAUGUCUAGGAAUCAGCUCCAUCCUCCCUUCUUCGGUCCUGCACCACGUCGAACUAUGUUCGACCGCCGAGGGAACUUCAAGCUGGGGGACUCUAAGAUACGCGACUUGCUACGAAUUUUUCAAGGCCUGGGAUCCAUAAUAGGGUUUUCCAUCCUUACCAUAACUAGCAUUGCCGUUCAUCCAGACCCAGCGCCCCCACAACUCAAGUCACUACAGGUCUAUCUCUAUUUUCUCAUCUCGAUCCUAUGUUUGUCAUUGAGUGUAUGGCGUCUAUCCAAACGAUUGUGCGGAACUCCGCGCGAUUCUUCCGCGAGAGGGCGCGCCGAUGAGGAUGAUGGCUGGUCCUGGGGUCGGCGGGAGCGCGCAAAUUAUAACCGACGUCGUAGGAUAGAAUCGGGACUGCGUGAUUCCUACGGUUACAGAAGUACACCCCAAGCUAUAUCAGUCAAUUUCAUCGUCGAUGGGCGCGUCUUCGCGGGUGCAAGCCCCAACAUAACAGAGUCACCGAAUACGUAUGGCCAAUCAUUGUUAUCGCUGGAUCGUCGAAUGGACAGACCGGGAAUCGCCGAUCAGUCCAAGUCAAGAUGGGGGGAUUGGCACGAAACACUCAUGGUGGAUAACCAAUUCCAUCUCAGCAAUAUGAGCCCACAAAAGCGGCACAUGUUCGGUCUACAAUGGUAUGAAAAAGCUCGAAAGCUCAAACAGGAUUCUUGCCUGGAUGUUCUCUUUGCACUAAUAUGGUUUGGAUGGGCUAUCUGGACAAUCGCAUUUAAAGACAAGUGUAUGAUAGGUUCUUUUGAAGGGUGGUGCCAUGCGUACAACACGUCGAUUGCCAUAGCAGUCAUUGUUGCCUUAUCAUUUUUGGCCAAUGACUCUUUUUCCAAACAUUGGUUAGGGAGAAGCCAUCAGUUUGCGACUGCGGAUCAAGUGGAAUGCAACCCCAAAUUUGUUCUCCUGAUAGCUGAUGACACUUUCAUAAUCAAGCAAUGUCUGCUCAAGGCGAGCUCCGGGGCGUACGUGGUGGAGACUGACGUGGUGACACCCCUGUCUUUCGGAGGCGUCGUGGCGGGCUGGAGUAAAACUUACCUCAGCGUCCAAGACUGGCUAGAUUCCGGCCAAAAUUAUCAAUGUGUUGGUUACUAA
This is a messenger RNA of Melampsora larici-populina 98AG31, 1848 nucleotides long. RefSeq lists its product as uncharacterized. The transcript is spliced from 6 exons. The record is from RefSeq and is a predicted model, not a curated record. NCBI's taxonomy places the organism in Eukaryota, Fungi, Basidiomycota, Pucciniomycetes, Pucciniales, Melampsoraceae. Bases 1 to 1848 code for a protein of 615 amino acids.